Molecule: messenger RNA, 1056 nt
Organism: Guyanagaster necrorhizus
Lineage: Eukaryota; Fungi; Basidiomycota; Agaricomycetes; Agaricales; Physalacriaceae
Exons: 4
Coding region: 223-870 (215 amino acids)
Source: RefSeq, a predicted model, not a curated record
AGGCUCUAGUUGACGCCGACCAGGACAUUUUCCUGCGAGCAUUCUCUGGCACAACUUUGUCUGUCGCUCUUUUAUAUGAGGAGCAAGACAACGUGUGGGUGGCCUGACUCGGAGACCCGACUGUUGGUACGUUGUCAUCUUGCGAUCGCUCAAAGGUCCUGAACCUUCUGAUAUGAUUCAGUGCUCGCAUUUAAGGACGAAGAAGGACUAGGAGAAGGAGAAAUGCUGCUAACCCUUCACAGUACACAUAAUCCCGAGGAAUAUUGCAGAAAAGGAUACUAUCAUGAAAGACGAAAGGCUGUUAGGCACUACGCUUCCUACUCGAGGUCUUGGCGACCACGCUCUCAAGUUCCCGUCUAUUUUCUCUACCAAGUUGUUCUUCAAGCUGCCCACGGAGAAAGGACCCAGCGCUACCUUGACGGUGCACAACAUUACAACAAAACGCCACCAUAUGUCAUGAACGUUCCCGAUGCUCGCUUCAUCGAUCUUGCUCCUCUUCGACAUCGUAAACCAAAACUUCUUCUAUUCAUGGACGGUGUCGAUAUCAUCAUAGAUGGCGAGACAACGGUUGAUAAGGAUUUCGAAGAUCUGAAUAAAUCGGAUCCUGCCUUUGUUGUUGGGAAACUCUUAGGCAGCCGCGCCGAUGACUCUUAUUCCCAGGAGACACUCGAGCACGGCGUCGAGGUCGAUUGGACGGGCCCAAACAGAAACCGGGCCACCGAAUUACUGGGAAAUUUGAUGGCGGGGACUUCAACAGAAGCUUUCGCCAAGUUUCUGGGGCCUACGGAGCGCGGAGAAUGGGUGUAUACCUUCUCUACUGUUCUUCCAAAGCAUUUGGCACUGUCAGCACCAGCGAUCACUGUUGAAUGACUGAUGACUUUAGCUAGCCCGAGAUCCAUCCAGAAUUGAAGAGAUACAUGUAUUAAAUCAUGAAUGGAAAAUCGGCAAUCCUCAUGAACAAAACCAUGUUCGUGAUGGACAGCGAUAUCACCCCGCUGCCCGUUUGAUCCUAUUUACCAUACCAAGACUUUGGGCGCUUAGCAUUCAGGGCUCGCU